Messenger RNA from Ascochyta rabiei, 2388 nucleotides. RefSeq lists its product as uncharacterized. Bases 1 to 2388 code for a protein of 795 amino acids. NCBI's taxonomy places the organism in Eukaryota, Fungi, Ascomycota, Dothideomycetes, Pleosporales, Didymellaceae. The transcript has a single exon. The record is from RefSeq and is a predicted model, not a curated record.
AUGUCGCCAUCGAACUCGGUGACUUCAACUGACGCAACGUCUACAUCUACUAUCGACAUUGUGCGGAGACGCUCUGGCAUCGUACCGAGCCAGCCACCCAUGAAUUCACCCUACAUUUAUGCGAGCAAGACUAAAGACUAUUUACAUCAGCCCAAGCCCCAGCAACAACCUCUAUCUUCUCGACACUACGGGGCGCUCCAGGAACAUGCCGAUUUUGUUGUCCGAGACUACACUGAUGUUGAGGUUCCUACUCCCCGCCAUGACACCCGUCGCGGAAGCAUUACUUGGGGAUCGCGAACACCUCACGAAGAACAAACGCAGAAGCACAAUCGUAACCAAAUGAUGCCGGAACGGAUGGUCGAGUCGACGCCGCCAAGCAUAGAAGAACUUGUACGCAGGACAACGUUCGAUGAUGGUAUCAAUACCCGAAGUUCCAGUCUCAUGCACAUCGAUACCAUCGUCAGCCGUCCGUCUACUACACGUUCAUCCACUCCUGGAACCGACAUCGAUAUCAUGACAAGAUCCGACGCAAGAAGGCCAUCCGUCGGUGGGCUUGCGAGGCGUAUGACUAGGCGUAUACCUGACAUUAGGCUUCACCACAUACACAUGAAAGGAACUUUGGACAGGACGGCAAGCCAGAGCGAGGAAGACCCAGAAAUAGUGCUGUCUACUCAGAGCGAGAAAAAGCUUCGUAAACUAUCGUUUCAACUCCCAUCUGGCCUGAAGAUGAAGAAUCCACCCGAGUUACUACAUAAGUCUCCCCCGGCCAUCGAGGAAACCCCCGUAUGCGAAGCGUUUGUCAACACUAGCUUACAGAAUACAUUACCGAAAUGCGGUAGUCUGGCGGCGCGAAGACAUGUCAAGAUGGAUUUGACGCUUCCCAUAGAACCUCCUAGUUUGUCCAGUCAUAAGAGAUCGCCUCCUGGCGACACCACGAGCAGCAUCACUCCGGCGCGCCCCCAGAGCCCCAAGACACCCUGGAUCGACGAUCAGCAGCUCAACUGGGGUCGCGAAACAAAGAAUAAGCCCGCCAAAAGUACCCCAAUCAUCGAAGAGACCGAUCAGGCUUAUCACGGUAUAAUGGCGCAGAUCAAUUCGGAUGAUGUGGGUGUUAUAUCUGAUCCGAUAAAGGCAUUACCCACGACAGCAAGUCCUCUCGCAAGUUCAGAUUUUGUGCGUCCGCCUCAGAAGUUCCGUGAUCGCUGUUACAUCGGUCGCCCCACAGUCAAACGUAACAAGAGCGGAGGCCCCAGUACUAGCGAGUCAGACUUUGGAAGUACGCCGGAUGGCCACUGGACACCGGGCAUCGAAGAAGGAAUGACUGAACAAGAAAUUCGCACACGGGAUGAGCUUGAUGAGCUGGCGAAAACGUCAAAGACUGCGCGCUCCCGUCGCUGGCCUUGGACAAGAUCGAAAGCUUCUGGCUCUGAUGAGCCAUCGCAGGACGAGCGUAGCGUCAAUCGUAUGAAUAUGUCUGCCAAUAUCUUCAAACGCUCCAAUCGCUUUCCAGAAAUUCCGGAGAAGGAGGAAAAAGAGAAGAACGAGAGAAAGGGAAAAAAACCACACAAGGGACUUGGCCCUCCCUGGCGGCGGGAAAAGUCCGCAGACAGACCACCUCUCUCUUCAGCUUCUCUCGCUAAUAUUUCCGUCCCGCCAACGUUUGUGCCUCCAGGUUGCGAAAAGUUCCAAACGCCGCCCAUGUUCGAUGCGGCUAGUGAGGUUAGAGGUAAACUUGCAGACUUUUUCUUUGAAUCAGGAGGGUUCUCGUCCACCAGAAGGAAGCAAAAUACUAGCUCUGGUGGCUACUGGGAUUCUGACGCGAUUCUGAUGAGCAUGCAAACCGACAUCCACCUCACUAACGAUGAGAAUGACGAAGAAGGACCGGAAGGUCGUCCACCAAUUGCAUUCCACUUCGGCCCCGUCAACGACACACCAGGCAACACAACGUCUCCCGGCCUCAUGACUAGUCCAGAAGGCUACCUUACUGUCAAAGACUCUGGUACCGGCGCUUUACCUCUCACUCCAGGCGCUGCGCGGGAUUCCUGGUUCCGUAUGCACUAUGGAGACUACACGCGCGAUGAAAAAUCAUUAACUGCUGCUGCUCUCAAAGAAGCUGAUGAAAGACGAAAGUUUGAGUGGCUCGUUCCCGAUCACCUCCCCAAUAGCCCGCUCUGCCCGUUGCAUGUCAAAUAUGUAGGCCCAAGUAAAGGUCUUUGCUAUUGGCACGGAAGGAAGAGUAACGGCUGGGGCGUUGAAUUGGGGAGAGACUACGUCAACCGUCCUGUCACAAUCGGGGGUAGCAGUAGUGCUGGGUGGGACACAGGCAGGAUUGAGAGGCCAAAGGAUGAGAAGAAGAGGAGGAGGUUGCAGAGUUUGAGUAGUUCUUGA